Molecule: messenger RNA, 3186 nt
Organism: Ustilago hordei
Lineage: Eukaryota; Fungi; Basidiomycota; Ustilaginomycetes; Ustilaginales; Ustilaginaceae
Exons: 1
Coding region: 1-3186 (1061 amino acids)
Source: RefSeq, a predicted model, not a curated record
AUGUCGGCUCGUUCGAAUGACACCCCGCUCUCCUCCUCGCCAAAGCGCAAAGCAGCCGCACAAACACAGUCCAAGAUCGGCUCUGGAUUCAGCGGUCUAUGCUCACCCAAGUUCUCUUUCCGCGCAGCUUUGGUGCAGCAUAAAGCGUCUAAACUCGCUUGCAAACCAGCAGCACCACUAGCAGGAGAGACGAGUGUAGACAUGCAACCAAUCUCCUCUUCGGUUUCGCAGGACAGCAAACUCGCUCGACCCAUCAUUCGAACUGCAGCCAGCAGUAUUCCUUCCCUCAGUAACAGCGCUAGGAAUCGAACCAACUCAACUGCACUAGACAGCUCAACCCUGCCCCGCAGGCGGAAUGCAUCCACCAGUCCCGAAGAAAGGAGAGCCGCUUCAUCACUCGGGAAACGACCGGUGGAAGAAAUGGUCUCGAUGGCAUGCGUCAGUGAUUUUGGUGCGCUACUCCCUAAGACGCAGGGUGGAGCGUGUAAGAAUGCAACCGCGAUGGCUGGUGUCAAUAGGUCCAAGUUGCCUGGUCCUCCUUCUGCCCGUACCGCAUGGAACGGUGGCUUGGGAGGCUUGGUCAAGAUGGCCGCUUCUCCAUCCAUGUCCAAGGUUGCCAGGAAGGUCGCUAGGUCUGAUGCUGUGGGUGAGGUUCAUGCGUCCAUCUCCCCCAACACCAGCAGCACUAGCAGUCGGAGAGGAGCGUCACCGGCAGAAACGAGGAUCGCAAGUCGUAAUAGGACCAUAAGCGGUGCUUCCUCAAGAUCAGUUGCUACCGUGCAAAGGCCCAAGAUUGCCACCUUGCCCAAACCAAAGGCGAGACAAGUGCCGGCGAAGACCUUGUUGCAUGAACGGCCGCAGGGGUUGUUGUUGAGUGGCAUGUCUGAUGCGGAGCAAGGCUCUGGCUCUGAGAGCGACCAAGAAGAUGAGCAGGAGGAAGAGGAGAACGAGGGGGAGGCGCUCCAUGUUUCGCCCAUCCGAACCAAACCGCUCGUAGCAGCAGAGGAGGCAUCAAAGACCCUCCCUUCCUCCGCCGCAACAACGGCGGCAAGUGGGUCCAGGAUCCCUAGCAUUGGCAGCAGCUCGGCAAGUGCAAGGGUAGGGAUGAGACCACACCGACGAUCCUCGAGCAACAGCGUCACCCUCGCUCAAGCCGGUGAGAAGGAGAACCUCUCCCACAACCCCGCCAAGCCAGUCGGUCUUGCAUCCAAGCGACACAGCAUGGGACCAGGCUUCAACGCACAAUCUCGACCGCGAUCAAGCCUUGCACUCGCCAUUACACAAUCUUCUUGCCACCCACCAAAGGCGAGCCAAGUCGCUAUCGCAGAAGAUCCCGCCGCAACUCCACCACCAGCUUCGCCAACGAAAACUUGUCUCUCUACACUUCGGUCUCGUAGUCAACAGCAGGCAUCGGGCACAGACAAUCAAACGGCCAAACAGGGGCUUGGGAUAAAGUCUUCUAUCAUUUCUGCCAACCCGAUCCAUCCGUCGAUCCUUGCUCUGCAGUCUACAAAAGUGGCAGCUCAUCAACCGAUAAGUACUCCCGAGGCCUUGAUUAAGGCCAAGAAGCGGUGGAGUGCGGUCCUUCUGUCUUCUUCCGGUUCUACUUGUUCCUUGGCGAGUGCCCGAGGUGUGGCCGGUUCGUCUUCCGAGAUAGUAAGCAGCUUAGGCAGGUCGCAGUCGGCAAGCACCAGGCUCGGAGCGUUGCAGAAGAAAGCAGCGCAGAGUACACCGGGGAAGCCUCAACCACCAACAGCAGCAGCAGAAGCAGCAGCAGCGGGCAUGGUAAGCAGCGGGUCUCGAUCACCUAUCAAGUCUUCGCUUUUGCUCUUUCCUUGCACCGAGAAAGAGGCUGUUUCGCCGCUGGAAAAGCACCUCCCGACUGCAACAGCAGCGGCAGGGGAGGUAUCGGCUAGUGAAAUCGACGCAAAUCUUCUCGCCAGCUUAAAAGUCGUUGCUGGUAAGGCUAAUCUCGAUGUUCACGACCUCCUUCACCAAAAGCCGGAACCGGGGGUUAGAGCAAGGAGCGAGGCAAGCCAAGAUCUAGACCCAACUUUCGGUGAUGUUAGCGUUGAUCUGAUGGCUUUGGAUCUCGCCAAUUCCUCGCCUGUUUCCGAUACGAGCAUGCUUCUCUCAUCCGCUGCACAGGUGGGGUAUCUAGACACACCACCUAGCGCACUCGCCCGCACCAACGCUACCCAGCUUCAAGCAGAGCAGGAAAGAGAGCAAGACACAUCCUGCGCAAGCCCCUCGCUUCGAGCCGCCGCAGCUUCUACAUUACUUCGCAGAACAGAGGUAGCAGAGACCCCCAUCCGUCGCGGCGGCGGUGUUGGAGUUGCGGGGUACAGAAACGUCCCUUCCAUCCCCUCAACCCCCAUCCCCUCAACCCCCAUCCCCUCAACCCCCAUCCCCACCACCACCUCGACCUCAACCUCAACGUCGCCAUGCAAGUGUCCACGCUCGGCAGGAAUGUCAGCAAAGACAAGGAUGAGGUUGAAAAAGGCCCUCCGCGAAUCUCUCGGGAUGGAAGCGCAUUUUGCAACUCUAAACUUCAACCCCUCUUCCUCGGGUUCGAAUGCGCAAGGAGAAGAGAAAAUACAGGAGCGGAAGAAAGAGAUGCAAGGGGACGGGGGAGAUGGAAUUGGGAAAAGUCCAAGUACGAUGUUGCUCACGGACGACGACAAGUAUUUGGAUGAGUUAGUUUCAGCAGUUGCUAGGAUCGGCUUGGACGAUAUGGUUGGCGACCAACACACCGCCUCUCCUCUUGCUCCUCCUACACCCACCGAACACGAGAGGGAUAUGCAGGCCAACAACUCGGACGCAGCUCAAGAGAAAGAUGCAUCAGAACUGCAGACGCAUCUCUCGUCAGCUUUGGCAGAGCUGGAUUGCUUACGCUCAGCCCUCGCUCUAUCCCAAUGCAACACAACCACCCUCGAAACGCAGCUAGCACACAGUAAGACGGCAGUGCAAAAGAGCACACGUACCCAGCACAUGCUCCAAUCAGACCUCACAGCACUACAAUCCCAAAUCGCCGCUGUCGAGCGCGACAAAGCCAAAUCCAGCUGGACUAGAGCCAGGACGGAAGCACUGUCCGAAUUGCAAGACGUCAAAGUUCAGGCUGACGCCAUCCUGGUACUUGGUAGCCAGAUCGAGCUUUGGGAGGCGCUUGUUAGGGCUUCUAUGUAG